Molecule: messenger RNA, 585 nt
Organism: Pseudozyma hubeiensis SY62
Lineage: Eukaryota; Fungi; Basidiomycota; Ustilaginomycetes; Ustilaginales; Ustilaginaceae
Exons: 2
Coding region: 1-585 (194 amino acids)
Source: RefSeq, a predicted model, not a curated record
AUGGAAGAGUCGCGUCGUGGGACAUCUUUUCUGGUGCAGGAAAAUCCGAAACCCUUUGUUGACGCAAGCUCGCAGCAACCUGGAAGAACUUUUCCUGGGAAGCACGAGAGCCUCGCGUGGCCGGAGAUUUCUUGUGCUUCUGACGAUGACGCAUCAUCUUCCCUGAACUCAGCAGGGAAACUGGUCAGGAGAUUAAGAGAAACGACGGACUUAGCUCGGUCAUGCGCUACCACCGAGUCUCGCACCGAAGACACUGUACCGAAAGCGCAGCAUCGAUGCACAUUCGAAAAGAUUUGCCACGGCUACUCGCGACUCUGUCGGUAUCUUCCCGACGAUCUGGUUCGCAAAACAAGUGCACGACACUGCAGCAAGCCGUCAGGGUCUGCCCGCGUGCGUUUUCACCGGAUCCACAGCAAAUGCAGUAUCGUUCGGCUCCUCUCUGGAUCUGCAGGGAAGCGCCGAAGCUCAUCUCUGACUCGACCGCACUCCCGUCGAGGCUUGGUGUACUGCUGCUUAGAUUUGACGUCUGAAAACGACUUCGAGAACAGAGCAUCGAGCGAUCGUGGCGCAUCUUUGGCUGUUUGA